Messenger RNA from Girardinichthys multiradiatus, 6099 nucleotides. RefSeq names its product protein FAM126B-like. The transcript has 17 exons. Lineage: Eukaryota; Metazoa; Chordata; Actinopteri; Cyprinodontiformes; Goodeidae. Gene Ontology annotation, cellular component: plasma membrane. The coding region runs from base 626 to 2557 and encodes 643 amino acids. Gene Ontology annotation, biological process: protein localization to plasma membrane; phosphatidylinositol phosphate biosynthetic process. The record is from RefSeq and is a predicted model, not a curated record.
UCACCACAUCCAAAAAGCACCGUUGCAGUGUGGAGACAACUAGUCAUUUGAAUCUCUGAGACACAGGGAUCAUUGAGAGGAACAGUACCCGACCUGAGUGACCGCCCUGGGCAAACACCUCCUCUGCCUCCCUGUUACACAAUCAAUGUGUUACGUCUCCAUUACCAUUCUGCAGCCCAACCAGCCAGGGGGCUUCCUCCGCGUCAGGUUGUGCCAGGACGAGUAGCUGGGGACCACACACACAGUAGCAGAUGCUCCCGGUGUUGGAGCCUGCCUGGCUGCCAGCAGUCAGCCUCAGUUAACCGAGCCUCGGCCUGGUCACGACUGAUGAAAAGCGAGGAGGUCCACCAGCUGCUGACAAGAAGAGGCAUGCUAACGGUGGUCGGUCCAGGAGAGCAGACUCUGUGGGACAAUGAGCAGGUCCUGCGUAGAGGAAAAGCAGCCCUCGGAGGAAAGUUUGCUUAUUGUCUUUCACCGAGCCUCAUGGACAUAUUUAGCAAACAGUGACGGCUGACUGGCGGAUUCUGCUGACACCUAGAUACUGAGAUGAGAUGGUUGCAGAGCAGGGAGGACUGGGCUGUCAAUCCCAAGUAACUUCCAGCUAAUUAGGAGUGGUUGGAUCCAGAUGGAAGGUGAGCCUCAGAGAGUGACAGAUGUGUGCCUCUGUGGAGAACCAUUUGCAUCUCCCUGCGGAGAUUUGAGUUCUGGGACGCUCAGGCAUCCAGGAGGGGGGUCUCCGAGAAAGAUGCUGGGUUCAGAGCGAGGUGUUGUGGAAGAAUGGCUCUCCGAAUUCAAGUCCUUACCAGAAACCCAAAUCCCAAGGUAUGCCGGCAGCCUGCAUCUAAAGAAGUCUCUGGUACCAGCGCUCUACAGAGUUAUCCAGGACCCCAACAACGAGCUGCUGGAACCGGUGUGUCAUCAGCUGUUUGAGCUGUACCGGAGCUCUGAAGACCGCCUGCGACGUUUCACCCUGCAGUUCCUGCCUGAACUCAUGUGGGUUUAUCUGCGGAUCACUGCCAGCAGGGAUCGCCAGAGCAAUGGCUGCAUUGAGGCCCUCCUCUUGGGUAUCUACAACCUGGAAAUUGUUGACAAAGACGGCAACAGCAAACUUCUUUCCUUCACAAUCCCAUCUCUGUCGAAACCGUCAGUAUAUCAUGAGCCUUCUAGCCUGGGGUCCAUGGCUCUGACUGAGGGAGCGCUCUGUCAGCAUGACCUGAUCAGAGUGGUUUACAGCGGCCUCCACCCUCAGAGAGAAACUUUCACUGCACAGAACAGGUUUGAGGUCUUGUGUUUCCUUAUGCUCUGCUACAACUCUGCUGUGGUCUACAUGCCCCUUUCUUCCUAUCAGGCCAUCUGCAGGAUGAGUUCACGGGUGUGUGUAUGUGGCUUCCCCCGGCAACAACAGAAGCUUUGGAGAGAACCUUGCAACCGUGUCCUACUGGACCCCGAGUUCAUGGUGCAGAUGCUCACUGCCGUUUACCACGCUAUAUACAAUGGAGAGUGGGAGAUGGGGCGAGAAGCUCUGGAGGAUAUUGUAUACAGGGCCCAGCUGGAGCUUUAUUCCCAGCCUCUCUUGCUGGGGAACGCCAUGAAAAACUCUCUGCCAGAUAGCGCUCCCGAAGCGCCGCGGGGAUGCAAGGUGCUUCAGGUGGAGGUGACCCCCACCAUCAGCCGUAUAUCCAUCUCUGCGAUCACCACGGCCUCCAUACGGCGCCACCGCUGGAAGAGAGAGGAUUGUUUUGACUACUCAACCGAUGCAGAGUUGACCGUCACCGUCAGUCCUCCUAUCCUCGUCCAACACCACCAUCUCCACGACCCCCCCAGGGAACCGGCAGCUAAAGAGGAUAGAGGAGGGCGGCAUCAGAGCCUCCACGGCAGCAGCAGCAUCAUUCCCCCCAUCACACUCGAGGAUGCUGACGGCAUGAGCGGCGGGGAGGAUUCCUUCAACAUCAACGAUCCAGACGAAGGCUUCUCCUCCGGGGCGUCCAACAGCAGCCAGCCCAGCGGCACCAAGACCGGUGGCAGCGUGGGGCCGAGGGGCGGCAGCCUGAACAGCAGCAGUAGCAGCAUCAAGAAAGCCAUCACAGCUCGCCUGUCCAGGGAUAAGGAGAAGGAAAGGGUGCGAGAGAGGGAGGCAGAGAAACAGGAACUGUGUUUGGAUCAGCAGGCUGCGGGGACGAGGCUUCGCCAGAGGCAGCAGUCCCCCCCGGGCAGCAUCAGCUUGGACGCCAUCCAUCUGAGCCCCAUAAAGAAGCACCUGAGCUUCCCUGCGGGGCACCCACUGGUGCGGACUGGCAGCGCCUCCUCUAGCAAGUCCUUCGACUGCAUGAAUCUGAACUUAAACGGGGGUGAGGACGAGCGAGAGGAGGCGGCAGGAGGCUCCGACAAGGAAACUGGGCCCUUACUGGGGGGCUCCCACCACCACUCCACUGUCAGCCUGCAGGAGGAGCACCUGAACAGGCCGGAGGAGUCCCAGGCCCUCCUCUCCCCCGGAGCCCCUCUCACUAAGCAGUCACGCUCUCCCAGCUUCAACAUGCAGAUCAUAUCGCAGGUCUAAUGUCCAGCGCAGGGAAUAAGAAAAACACACAAAUAAUUUAUUCAGUUUCCUCCACAACCUCUAUUAUGGCAACCUGGUCUGUUUCUGUGUUUAUGAGGUGGAAAAAAAAGAUCUCCAGAUCUCUGGAGCUUUGUCUCUACCCUUCCAACAUCUAAUAAAGCUUGACUCGCUGUCACAGUUGGUCGGUCCCUGAGAAAACAUGAAAGGAUGUUGAUGACUUCUCCAUCACUGUAAUUACAGUCCCUCAAAACAAGCUGAGCUUUCCACACACAAACUGUCCUAAUAGGGAGGUGAUAAGAAGGAUUUUAGAGGUAAAAUCUCAUAACAUUUCAGAUUAUUUGAGUUUCUGACUGAAUCAGUCAAAUCAAUCAGCAAUAACAUGUCGCUCAUGUGGAGAAAAGUGGGAAUUAUUCCCCUUUUUUUGUUCCCCUUUCAUUCCUGGGCUCCUGUGCAAUCAUUCCUGCUGACUUCAGUCAUAAACGGUUUAAACAAUCUCAUUUCUGUUCCUUUUCUAAUCAGUUUAAAUAAAGAAACUUUUAAGAUUGUUCUUAAACCAAACUUUAAUGUGGUAUAAAAGGUUUGAAUUGUCUCACGUUUUUUAACUGGACAAACCUGAAGAAAUCCUUUCUGUGCAGCUACACGAGCAGAGACUUCAGUCUGGUGUGACUUCAUUUUUAAAUCUGAAGCUGAAUCUUGCAGGUUUGUGUGCAACAGUAAAGACAAUGACUGUCUUUUAAGUUGGUUUCACAACUUCAUCUGAAUAGCAACUAGUUUCCUCUUUGUUGUGACUUUUGUGCUGGUUGUUUGCUGCCCUCUGGAGGCUUGUAGCAGUCACUGCGUUUCCUUGUCGUCAUUAGCAUUGUCUCGUUUUUGUUCUACCUCAUUGUGUGCUGAAAUACACGUCUGCCAGUCAGAUGCAGGAUUUAUCCACUGAAGCUGAUCUGACCAAAAUGGUUUCCCAUUUCGACUCUAAAUGUGUGUAAUCAUGAGGGUUUGUGUCUGAAUUUCUUGUCUUUCUGUUCCAGCUCAGCUGCAAUACAGGCCACAGUUAGACUUCAGGUGUUCCUUUACAUUAAGCAGAUUAGUUUAAUUCCUUUUUUCUGUUUUAUGUAGUUGUUUUAAGUGCAAUUGGUUUUCUGAUCCUUGUGCUGGGGAGUUUUUCUCUGCUGUGAAAUGCCUGCAUCUGCGCAUUGUGCUUUUCUAGCCUUGUGUAGUGUUUCCUGCCCAAGCAGAGUGAUUUUUAUUUCACUUUUUUAACCUGGUGUGCUUGCCUCUGCAUGCGUAGUGCCCUGCAAGCCACCGCUUUUUCAGAUGCACGAAGCAGCCAGCGAGCGAGCCAAACCCGAAUCUUGUCCUUGUCUUAGCCAGAUGUGCCAUUACGCAUCCUCUCCUAACAGAUAUAUAUAUUUUUGUUGUUGCUUCCCAGGUGUCUUAUAUCAAAUGCCUGAUUGUUUUUCUGUUUACUGGUCUUAUUUUAAAGUCGGGGUUCAUACACUUGGCUCGGUGUGACCUUAGAUGCAGCUACUUUUUUUAUUUUUAUUAUUAUUUUAGAAGCGAGUCUUGGUCAGUACCUGCAGGACCUUGCAAAGGUAUUUUUACCCCUUGAACCUUUUCACAUUUUGUGUUACAAACUCAAAUAUCAAUCUCUCUAAAUAGUUUUUUUUUUGUUGAAAUACAAAAGUAGAGUAUAAUUGUGAAAUGGGAGGAAAAUUAUAGCUUUUAACAAUCUUCACAGUGAAAUUCUGAAAGGUGCGGUGUGCAUUUGUAUUCAGUCCCUAUCUGGGUUGAUUUUCAGAACCACAAUUUUGUAAAGUGUAUAAGUGUACCUACAAGCUUGGUGCAUCUAGAGACUGAACGUUUUUCGUCAGAUUUCUGUUGGAUUUAGGUCUGGACUUGAACUAGACCAUUCUAACACACACCUUCGCCUCAGCCUUUUUCAGCCUCUAACAGGUCUUCUUUCAGUAUUGCAUUUAGCUGCUUCCAUCUUCCCAUCAACUCUUGCCAGUUUCCCUGCUGCGGCUGAAAAAAGCAUCCCCACAGCAUGAUGCUGCCACCAACAUGUGUCACUGUGGGACGGAUGUUAACAAAAUUCACAAUUAUGCCCUAUGUUGUGUUGGUCUGUCACAUAAAAUCCCACUUACAAUAAUUGAAGUUUGUGGUUUAAAAUGUGAAAAAGCUCAAGGUGUUUGAACGCUUCUGCAUGGCGUUGUAUAUCUGCUGUGGAUGUAAGCUGUUGUAUAGCCUGAGGAUUGACUGGUCAUUGUAUAUAAAUCUCUCACAUCGAUGCUCCUGGUGUGCUUGAAGUCCUCACAGUUGCUCGUCCUACGUGUGCGUUGUCCAUAUAGAGCCUCAGCUCUCGGCUGUUCUCGUGGAAGAAUAGGACUCUGUGCUUUUUCACCUGCGUGGGUAAGCUGUCAUUCCCGUGACGUGUGACCCAGGCCCCCAUUUUUGCUGUAUUUUCGGCGUGAGUCCAGUGGCACCAUUUUUGCUGUUUUUAAAACCAGUGAUGUGUUCACGUCUUUAACGAGUGUCGAGGUUACCCUCAGUCAUGGUGGGGCUGUACGUGUUGACUUAGAGUAACAAAUAUCCCUCAGUGUGUGGUGUUAUUUGCAUGUGAUCAGGAUGGAAAAUGAACACCAGCUCGGGACUGUCAGUAAGGUCCAUAAGCUUCAAUAAGUCCAGGUGCAUUUCCAAUAAAACCUCCUUUCUGUGUUUAAAAAAUAACUCAUUAGUUUAUUGAUCAGUCCCCGCUGCUGGAUGAGAAAGUUCAUUUUCCUUCCUGCAUGUGAUAACUGUGGGCUUUGUGUUCAUACAGUUCAAUGCACUUUAACACAUCCAACUCUCUGAAGAUAGUUAUUGAGAUGACAUAUAUAGAUGUGCAAAAUGUGUAUACACUCAGUGCAGGGUUUUAGUCUCUUGAAAGUAGUACUUCUAUGGGAUUCCUCAUCCAACACAAGGCUAUUUUUGUUAAAGUCUGAGGGUACAGCUAUUUAUUCUAUAUUUUUUGUUUUAAAACCAAAAGAAAUGUAAAAAAAAAAAAAAGAGGUUGCGGGGACUUGGAAAGAUCUCAGUAAUUUCUAAAAAAUAAAAAGCCACAAUAAAAAAAAAAAAAAUAGCGGCACCAAAAUUUCUGUUCUUGACGUCAGAAUUGAUUCUAUGCAACAUUUUUCCCCCUUUUUUUCUUAGUUAUAUUUUGUUGUUCAGGCUCUUACUGAUCUGUAUCCUGUUACCUCUCGAGGACCAUCCCUGCAGAGAGAAAAGCCACAGCCGGAUGGUGGGUUGAGCUUUCCUGUCAGCCUGCUGCUCUGUGGCUCGGGUCGGUUUAUAAAACGAUUAGUGAUGAUGAAUUGUAUCCACACGCUUCAAUGGAGGCCUCUGGAUAACAUUGUAGUAAUUAUGAUGUACAAAUGGAGAGAAAAAGACUUAUUUUAAAAAUCUUGUAAAUAGAAAAAUGUAUAAAGGUUAAAGCAAGAUAAAUAUAAAUAUAAGUCAUGUAGACAGAGAUGAAUCUGUAUAUUGUUGAAUAAAUAUUGUGCUGUAAA